AUGCCCGCUGCUACUACCAAGACUGCGAUGGCCGGCACUAAGAGGAAGCUGGCUCCAUCCAAGGAUGUUUAUGUGAAAGAUAGCAAGAAAGCCAAGGUCGGGUCCAAUUCCAAGUCCGCUUUGAAGCAGGAUAAGAGGAAGUCAACCGCCAAACCGGUGGUAAAGGUCAAGGAAUUGAGCGUUUCUGAUUCCGAUGACUCGGAGUCGGAGGGAGGAGCGCCUCUAGAGAGCAAUCAAACCGAUGGCGACGAGGAAGGUAGCGAUUUAGAUGACAGUCCUAAUGCUAUUGAGGGCCUACACCCCGAAAGAGCGAAAGCCGCUGCCACAAACAGCCAAUCGUCAAAAGAAGCUCAUCAAAAGCAAAAGCUGUUGGUCAACCAAAGGAAAGCGGCGAAGCCAAUGGCCGAUGAACUGGCUCGAACAAAACAACUUUGGGAACGAUUACGCCGGAAGUCUCACGUCCCAGCAGAGGAGAGAAAGAAGCUAGUCGCUGAAUUGUUCGAUAUUAUCACAGGAAGGAUCAAGGAUUUCGUCUUGAAACAUGAUAGUGUCCGAGUGGUGCAAACUGCACUAAAAUACUCCACUCCAGCACAGAAGAGAAUGAUCGCAAACGAGCUCGCAGGGACAUAUCGCCAACUAGCCGAGAGCAAAUAUGCCAAGUUCUUGAUCGGGAAAUUAUUGGUUCAAGGAGAUGCAGAGAUCAGAGACUUGAUCGUGCCGGAAUUCUUUGGACAUGUGCGUCGUCUUAUCAGACACCCGGAAGCUUCUUGGAUCCUGGACGAUAUCUACCGUGGGGUAGCUACCAAACAGCAAAAGGCGGUUAUACUACGGGAAUGGUAUGGAGCUGAGUUUGCUCUCUUCAAGGAGGAUAAGCCCGAGACUGCAGAGCUUUCUGAAAUCCUGGCUGUGGAUCCGGGCAAACGUGCUCCCAUAAUGAGCUCAUUAUUUGAGCUAAUCAAUCAUCUAGUUCAGAAGAAGUUAACAGGGUUUACUCUACUGCACGAUGCAAUGCUGCAAUACUUUUUAAACGCCAAACCCGGAACUGAGGAAGUCACCGACUAUAUUGAGCUGAUCAAAGGAGACGAAGAGGGCGAUUUAUUGAAGAACUUGGCUUUCACGAGAUCUGGAUCACGGCUAGUCUCUCUGGUUUUGGCACAUGGGACAGCAAAGGAUCGAAAGCAUAUCCUCAAGACCUAUAAGGACACCAUGCAGAUGAUGGCUGGCGACGCCAAUGGUCAUAUCAUCAUCCUGACAGUGUACGAUGUUAUCGAUGAUACCGUCUUAACCUCGAAGUCCGUAUUCCCAGAGCUCUUAUCCAAGGAUGCCGACCAACAAAUCGAGAAUAUCUCUCUCGCCGCAAAUGAUCUUAACGCUCGCCUACCAUUGCUCUACCUCUUCGAAGGCCGAUCUAGGGCACUAUUCCCACCUAGUCACUCGGCAGAUCUUGAGAUAUUAUCGGAACUCGACACAAUUCGCAAAACCACCAGCAAAAAGGAUCCGGAAAUCCGACGCUCCGAACUAGUGAAAGCAAUCUCUCCAUAUCUCCUCAAGCCCAUCGAAACAGCAGCAGCAGAUCUAGUAGCGUCACCCUUUGGCUGCCAAUUCAUCACCGCUGUCUUACUCGGCGCCGAAGGCGAGAAAUCCGCUGCCUUGCAAGCCAUCGCAGAAACAGCCAGCGGAGACCCGACAUUCAUUCAACCUCCACCAGAAGAACAAGAGGAACAAGAAGGACAAGAAGCCUCGGAUGCCGAACCACCUGCAUCUCACGUAUCUGCCACCGCGUCCGGCGGAAGAAUGCUUAAGUCCCUGAUUGCAGGCGGCCGCUUCGACAGCAAAACCAAAACUAUCAUCCCUACCAUCCCAGCGCUUAACUUCGCUGAUAUCCUAUACCCACACAUCAAAGAUCAUAUCAUUGAUUGGGCGACUGGCCCGUCUUCCUUCGUAGUUGUUGCGCUUACUGAAUCUGAUAAUUUCUCGAAGAAGGAUGAACUGUUGAAGGUUUUGAAAGCUAGUAAGAAGAAGUUGGAGAAGUCAGCAAAGGAGGAAACGGAUGAGCAGAAAUCGAGGAGGGAAGCGGCGCAGAAGGCACUGGAGGGGGGUGAGGGUAAAUUGAAGGCGAAGAAGGCGAAGAAAGCAAAGGGGGGCAAGGAGAGGGAGGUGGGAAAUAAGGGGGCAGCGAUUUUGUUGCAGAAGUUGUGA
This is a messenger RNA of Venustampulla echinocandica, 2199 nucleotides long. Its product is annotated as ARM repeat-containing protein. Gene Ontology annotation, cellular component: nucleolus. The record is from RefSeq and is a predicted model, not a curated record. The transcript has 2 exons. Gene Ontology annotation, biological process: regulation of translation. Lineage: Eukaryota; Fungi; Ascomycota; Leotiomycetes; Helotiales; Pleuroascaceae. Gene Ontology annotation, molecular function: mRNA binding. Bases 1 to 2199 code for a protein of 732 amino acids.